Pleurotus ostreatus (oyster mushroom) is the source of this 516-nucleotide messenger RNA. RefSeq lists its product as uncharacterized. The coding region runs from base 1 to 516 and encodes 171 amino acids. NCBI's taxonomy places the organism in Eukaryota, Fungi, Basidiomycota, Agaricomycetes, Agaricales, Pleurotaceae. Gene Ontology annotation, biological process: cell redox homeostasis; cellular response to oxidative stress; hydrogen peroxide catabolic process. Gene Ontology annotation, cellular component: mitochondrion; cytoplasm; peroxisome. Gene Ontology annotation, molecular function: thioredoxin peroxidase activity. The transcript has 7 exons. The record is from RefSeq and is a predicted model, not a curated record.
AUGGCACCUACCAUCAAAGUUGGAGAUACGAUCCCUGAGGGGGAAUUUGGUUACAUCCCUUACUCGCCUGCCCUGGACGACCUCGCUGCCUGCGGUGUUCCUAGCAAGCUUAAGACUGAUGAGUGGAAGGGAAAGAAGGUUGUCCUCUUCUCUGUGCCUGGAGCAUUCACUCCCACCUGUCACGUGAACCACCUCCCGCCCUACGUUGAGAAGUACGAAGAGUUCAAGGCCAAAGGCGUCGAUGUGAUCGCCGUCUUGGCCGCGAACGAUGUGUUCGUCAUGAGCGGCUGGGGCCGAGUGGAAGGCGUCAAAGACAAAAUUCUGUGUCUCUCUGACACGGGGGCUGCGUGGUCCGCCUCGUUGGGUCUCUCCCUUGAUUUGUCGGCAUUGGGCUUGGGCACUAGAACUAACAGAUACGCCUUGAUCAUCGACGAUCUUGUCGUUAAAUACGUCGAGGUUGAACCCGCCCCAGGUGUUACCGUUUCUGGUGCCGAUGCGGUCUUGGCUGCACUCUAA